Molecule: messenger RNA, 3642 nt
Organism: Equus caballus (horse)
Lineage: Eukaryota; Metazoa; Chordata; Mammalia; Perissodactyla; Equidae
Gene: TTC39A
Product: tetratricopeptide repeat domain 39A
Molecular function (GO): protein binding
Source: RefSeq, a predicted model, not a curated record
UGACAAUGAAGGGAGUUGGAACUUAGCCCUCCUACCACCACCACGGGAAUCUACAACCUUCAAGCACUGUACCCUUAGUGAAUAGGGGCGUCGACCAGGAAAAAAUAUCUACCCACCCACAGAGGGAAACGACAGUUCUGGUGGGGAAACAAAGGCUCCCUAGAAAAUUAUAAAUAUUGCUCUGCCCUCACACAAAUUUUGGGUUUGAAUGCAUACUCCCUUUGUGGUCCCGGAAAUACUAAACUAAAAAAGUAACAUAAGAGUCUCAGGGUGGUUGUGCCCCAGGGAGCCUGGCUGAAGUAAACGCAGAUUCUCUCUGGAGGAAUAGAUCCUCCUCCUAAGAUCCCUUUAGGAUCAGUCAAAUAGGAGCUCACAGAACGAUUACAAAACACAGGAAGAAAUGAGUCAUUGUGAGCGAUAGACACCAGAAGGAAGACAUAGCAGAAUGAGUUUCUCUGAGAGUCUAAGAGGCUAGAAUUAUGAGAUUUGGAAUAUAAAUAAUUGUUUAAACAAUGUGUUAAGAAAUCAAAGAUGGACUUGAAACAAUAAGCAGGGAACAAAAUACUGCCCCAAAUGACCAAGCAGAUUUGAAAAACAACCAAGUGGAAUUUCUGGAAAUGAAAAAUAUAAUUACUGAAAUAAAAAACUCAGAAGACAUGAUAAGUAGUAGAUGAGAUAUACCUAAAGAGAAUUAGUGAAAUGAAAGAUCUAAAGAAAUUACUCAGACUCUAACAGAGAAAGCCAAAGAGAUGGCAAAGAAGAGAGUUAAGAGACUUAAAGUACAGAGUAACGUGGUCUAACAGGGAGAGAAGGAGUAGGAGGGACGAGAGUGAAGGGCUCUUCCAUCAGACCUGGGUACAGAUGCUGGUGGACUGCACCGGAGGGCACUGGGCGUGGAAGGGGGUGGAUUUAGAGAUGUUCAGGAGGUAGAAUUGAUAGGGCUUAGAGAUGGAGUAGGCCGUGGAGGCCAGGGAGAGGGAUGUGUCAAGGAUGACUAUCAGAUUUCUGGCUUGAGAAACUGGGUAGAGGAGUAUCAUUUAUUAAGCUGGCAAAGUCUAGGGGGGAACAGAUUUGGGAGAACGAACAAGUGUUUCAAUUUGCAUGGGAAGAUCUGCUGAUGGAUCACAAAAGAGGAGACAUUAGAGAUGGGCCUUAAGGUAUGUGUAGGAGUUUACCUGGUGGAGAAGGGACUUGAGGAAAAGGAGCUCCUUUCAGUGAGAUCAUUGAGGCCCUUUUUUGGAACCCACUCUCACUCAAAAGAGACCUCUUGAGAAGAGCCAUCCUCAAGACCGUCAGAUAGGACUUUUGGAAUCUCCUAGUUUCAUCUCAUUUUUCAAAUUUGGAAGCUGAGGCCCAGAAGGGUCAGGGAUUUGCUCUCCUAGCCUUAGGCUUUUCAUUCAUUCAUUCAGUCAGUCACUUAACAGCUAUGUAUCAAAAGCCCACUUUAUAGCGAUACUAGAUACUGGGGAUACUACAGUGAACAGGGCAAAGAUUCCUGCCCUCAGAAAGCUUCUAUUUUGGUGGAGGGAGACAGACAAUAAAUACAAAAAUAGGAAAAAAGAAAAAAACACACGUCAGAGGGUGAUAAGAGCUGUAAGAAGCAUAACGACUGGGAGGGGGUCAGGAGGUGCCGUUGGGAAGGUGACCCUUGAGCACAAAAGGCCCUGGGCAGCUCUUGUAGGUCUCCUGCCACCAUAGCCCAUUGUGACAGUGUCUGGGGUUCUAGAGUGCAGGCCUGAGGAGGGCAGGAGAAGGCUAGAGAAGGAGGAAGAAAAGGAUUGAAGAGGGACCUAGUGGGCAGGCUGUGCCCCCCAGGGGGGCAGAAAGCCCAAUGGGUCAGAAGGGCCACAAAGACUCCCUUUACCCUUGUAGGGGGACUCCUGUGAGCAGCCUCCAUGAGGCCCUGGACCAGUGCAUGACUGCCCUGGACCUCUUCCUCACCAACCAGUUCUCAGAAGCACUCAGCUACCUCAAGCCCAGAACCAAGGAGAGCAUGUACCACUCGCUGACGUAUGCCACCAUCCUGGAAAUGCAGGCCAUGAUGACCUUUGACCCUCAGGACAUCCUGCUUGCUGGCAACAUGAUGAAGGAGGCGCAGUCGCUGUGUCAGAGGCACCGGAGGAAGUCCUCUGUAACAGACUCCUUCAGCAACCUGGUGCACCGCCCCACUCUGGACCAGUUCACGGAAGAGGAAAUCCACGCGGAGGUGUGCUACGCAGAAUGUCUGCUGCAGAGGGCAGCACUGACCUUCCUGCAGGAUGAGAAUAUGGUGAGCUUCAUCAAGGGUGGCAUCAAAGUUCGCAACAGCUACCAGACCUACAAGGAGCUGGACAACCUCGUGCAGUCCUCCCAGUACUGCAAGGGAGAGAACCACAGGCACUUUGAAGGAGGGGUGAAGCUCGGUGUGGGAGCCUUCAACCUGACGCUGUCCAUGCUUCCUACUAGGAUCCUGCGGCUGCUGGAGUUCGUAGGGUUUUCAGGAAAUAAGGACUACGGGCUGCUGCAGCUGGAGGAGGGCGCCGCGGGCCACAGCUUCCGCGCCGUGCUCUGCGUCAUGCUGCUGCUCUGCUACCACACCUUCCUCACCUUCGUGCUGGGCACCGGGAAUGUUAACAUCGAGGAGGCAGAGAAGCUCCUGAAGCCCUACCUGAAGCGAUACCCUAAGGGCGCCAUCUUCCUGUUCUUUGCAGGGCGGAUUGAAGCCAUUAAAGGCAAUGUUGACGCAGCCAUCCAGCGGUUCGAGGAGUGCUGUGAGGCCCAGCAGCACUGGAAGCAGUUCCACCACAUGUGCUACUGGGAGCUGAUGUGGUGCUUCACCUACAAGGGCCAGUGGAAGAUGGCCUACCUGUACGCCGACCUGCUCAGCAAGGAGAACUCCUGGUCCAAGGCCACCUACAUCUACAUGAAGGCCGCCUACCUCAGCAUGUUUGGGAAGGAAGACUGCAAGCCGUUUGGGGAUGACGAAGUGGAGUUGUUUAGAGCCGUGCCAGGCUUGAAGCUCAAGAUUGCCGGGAAAUCUCUACCCACAGAGAAGUUCGCCAUCCGGAAAUCCAGACGCUACCUCUCCCCCAACCCGAUCUCCUUGCCAAUCCCUCCUCUGGAAAUGAUGUACAUUUGGAAUGGCUACGCUGUGAUUGGGAAGCAGCCGGAACUGACAGACGGGAUACUUGAGAUUAUCACCAAGGCCGAAGAGAUGCUGGAAAAGGGCCCAGAGAACGAGUACUCCGUGGAUGACGAGUGCUUGGUGAAGCUGCUGAAAGGCCUGUGUCUGAAGUACCUGGGCCGUGUCCAGGAGGCCGAGGAGAAUUUCAGGAGCAUUCCUGCCAAUGAAAAGAAGAUUAAAUAUGACCACUACUUGAUCCCAAAUGCCCUGCUGGAGCUGGCCCUGCUGUUUAUGGAGCAAGGCAGAAACGAGGAGGCUGUCAAACUCUUGGAAACUGCGAAGCAAAACUACAAGAAUUACUCCAUGGAGUCAAGGACACAUUUUCGAAUCCAGGCAGCCACACUCCAAGCCAAGUCUUCCCUGGAGAAUGGCAGCAGGUCCAUGGUCUCAUCAGUGUCCUUGUAGUUUUAUGCAGCACUCCUGGGCUGGAAGAUGGAGACAGUUGGACAGAGCUCCUGGAAACAUUUCAGAAAGAUCCC